AUGUAUUUGCUGAGACGACUCUCCACGCUCUCUUGUGGGGGUAAGUUCGGUGAGUCCGGUGGUGAGGGUGAGUCGGGUGAGUGUGAGUCCCCUGAGUCAGAUGGGGGCGACAUAUGGUUGCCCUCAACUUAUGUAACCCAAUUCCGGGGAGAUUAUUGGUCUGAGAAGCAAAAGGAAUACGAACUUUUUGUUGGAUUGAAAAGAGACAUAGAUGGGAUGAAAGCAGGUAGAGAGAUUCAUUAUCGACAUUCUCAGAUUCGUCAUUAUCAUCAUUAUCAAGCCACAGAUGAAGAUUGGAUCAAUCCAUUGAUGGAAGCCAUCCAAACUCUAGCUACUUUGAAGGAAUCUGGACAAGGAAGAGAACUGAUGAUGUGA
Molecule: messenger RNA, 375 nt
Organism: Arabis nemorensis
Lineage: Eukaryota; Viridiplantae; Streptophyta; Magnoliopsida; Brassicales; Brassicaceae
Source: the annotation of a GenBank genome assembly